UCUGACCUCUCCCAGGGUGAUGAGCUCCACCUACAUCUCCGAUAUCUUCCACGCCAAGUCUGUACAAACAGAACCAAAAUCAUUCUGCUCAGAAGAAACCCCAAGUCAGUGGCCGUGUCCUACUACUACACGACAAAGGGCAUGAGAUCCAUAGAAGGCUGUGAAGCAGGGUUAGUGACGGUCCAGGACUAUGAUGGGAAAUGGGAAGACUAUCUUCAACUGUUUCUGGACGGGGAAGUCCCGUAUGGCUCCUACUUUGACUACCUGCUGGACUGGGAGACUGAGAGGACAAAGCACCCGGAGUUGCAAGUCUUAGACCUAACGUUUGAAGAGAUGAAACAGAACCCAGUCCUUACUGUACUGAAAGUUGCAAAAUUUCUUGGAAAAGAAAUGACACGACAGCAGGCCAUGUCGAUUUCAGACGCCUGCAACUUCCAACAUCUAAAGACUCGUGACGCUGAUGAUGAAACUAGAUGUAUGGACAUGACAUGGAAAGAAGGAUAUGGAACGUACAGAAAAGGAGAGACACAAGAGUGGAAGAAAUGGUUUACUACUGCUCAAAAUGUUCACUUUGACAAGGUGUUUGCAAGGAAAAUGGCCACCUCUCAGCAUUUGAGAGAAUGGAGUUAACGCACUAUCCAGUAAUACAAGAGGCGUCAUGGUCUUUGUCUGGCCAUGAUUCGAUCUGUCGUCUGGAUA
Molecule: messenger RNA, 699 nt
Organism: Haliotis rubra (blacklip abalone)
Lineage: Eukaryota; Metazoa; Mollusca; Gastropoda; Lepetellida; Haliotidae
Product: sulfotransferase 1B1-like
Exons: 4
Biological process (GO): sulfation
Cellular component (GO): cytoplasm
Molecular function (GO): sulfotransferase activity
Source: RefSeq, a predicted model, not a curated record